Hibiscus syriacus is the source of this 522-nucleotide messenger RNA. RefSeq names its product ferredoxin-2, mitochondrial-like. Gene Ontology annotation, biological process: P450-containing electron transport chain. The coding region runs from base 23 to 505 and encodes 160 amino acids. The record is from RefSeq and is a predicted model, not a curated record. NCBI's taxonomy places the organism in Eukaryota, Viridiplantae, Streptophyta, Magnoliopsida, Malvales, Malvaceae. The transcript has a single exon. Gene Ontology annotation, molecular function: 2 iron, 2 sulfur cluster binding. Gene Ontology annotation, cellular component: mitochondrion.
UCUUUCCCCCCCCCCCCAAAAAAUGGCGAUUUCGACGCUCCAAAAACUCACCUCCCAAAUCCACCGUCUCCCCUCACUCUCCUCCCAAAUCCUCACCCGAUCCUCCGCCACCUUAACCUCCCCCUCCCCUUCCUCCUCCAAGAAAGUUGCUGACCGGAUCGUCAAGCUCUUCGCCAUCGACCCUGAAGGCCAGAAGCGUGAGGUUGUGGGACUAGCGGGCCAGACCUUACUUCGUGCCUUGACUAACUGCGGACUGAUCGACCCCGCCUCUCACCGCCUCGAGGAGAUCGACGCUUGCUCCGCCGAAUGUGAGGUCAACAUCGCCCAGGAGUGGCUCGAGAGGCUUCCGCCGCGUACUUACGAUGAGGAAUAUGUGUUGGUGAGGAAUUCGAGGGGUCGUAUCUUGAACAAGCAUUCCAGGCUUGGAUGUCAGGUCGUGCUUACGCCUCAGCUCCAAGGUAUGGUCGUCGCUGUCCCCGAGCAGAAGCCCUGGGAUAUCCCAUAAUUAUUUAUAGGGAAAAU